UAAAUGUAACAAUUUACGUGGCACAACGAGGAGCUCAUAUCUAUGGAAGAGACUAUUGGAUUUAACAGUCUAAGCCUUCGUCCAGGAGGAAGUUGGAGAAGCGGUAGCGGGAAAUGGCAGCUUCAAUUUUCAGGCUUACCCUUUCCAAUUCACCAUUUAAUUCCCACGCAAUUGUUGAAUCCCCAAAGCUGAAUCCGCAUUCAAUCUCACUCCGGCGGAGCCGCAGGAGAAUACUCUGCUGCGCGCCACCAGAUUCCGGCGCCGGCGCCGGCGACGGAGCAGGAGUAUCACUUAGCGUUGGGAGUUACGCAAUUCCGCAUCCUAACAAGGUUGAGAAAGGCGGGGAAGAUGCUUUCCUUGUGAGUAGCUAUAACGGGGGUGUUAUUGCUGUUGCGGAUGGUGUUUCCGGUUGGGCAGAACAGAAUGUUAAUCCUGCAUUGUUCUCUCAGGAAUUGAUGGCCAAUGCAUUUUUCUUUCUUGAGCAUGAGGAGGUCAAUUUUGAUCCAUGCAUUCUUAUAAAGAAAGCCCAUGCUGCUACCUCCUCCAUUGGAUCAGCCACAGCAAUUGUAGCAAUGCUGGAGAGGAGUGGGAUUUUGAAGAUUGCCAAUGUUGGGGAUUGUGGAGUGAAGGUUAUACGCAAAGGUCAAAUGAUUUUUUCCUCGUCCCCGCAAGAGCAUUAUUUUGACUGCCCAUACCAGCUGAGCUCAGAGGCUGUUGGCCAAACAUACCUUGAUGCCACUGUUAGCAGAGUAGAGGUGCAAGAGGGAGACACAAUUGUAAUGGGUUCAGAUGGGCUGUUUGACAAUGUUUUUGACCAUGAGAUUGUUUCAGUGGUGGCUGCACAACAGGAUGCAUCCAAUGCUGCAAAGGCAUUGGCUGAAGUGGCUCAAAGUCAUUCGCUGGAUCCCAACUUCGACUCCCCAUAUUCACAGGAGGCGAGGGCAAGGGGGUUCGAUGUCCCUUGGUGGAAGAAAAUCCUACAAAUGAAGUUAACCGGUGGAAAGCUCGACGACAUCACUGUUAUUGUUGGACAAGUUAAAGGCUGAUCAAGAAUUCACAUCCAUACUUUUGAGUGUGCAGAAAGGACCUUUCCAUGCAGGGAGGGAACUACCUUGAGUUUCUUAAACAUUCUAUUCUUCUAAUAGGUUAGAUUAUUUGUUUUGGUGGUGUCUUUAAAUAUUUAAAGGGAGAUUAAAGGAUUAAUGGCAGAAUUCAGUUCCAGCAGCAAAGGUUUGAACUUUUGAGAGACAAAAAGUAGAAUGAGAAACAGAGGCUCUGAGCAUUUCUAAUAACAAUCUGUCUUCCAUUGUUUUUGCUCA
This is a messenger RNA of Ipomoea nil (Japanese morning glory), 1319 nucleotides long. RefSeq names its product probable protein phosphatase 2C 26. Lineage: Eukaryota; Viridiplantae; Streptophyta; Magnoliopsida; Solanales; Convolvulaceae. The transcript is spliced from 8 exons. The record is from RefSeq and is a predicted model, not a curated record. Bases 114 to 1046 code for a protein of 310 amino acids.